This is a messenger RNA of Mauremys reevesii (Reeves's turtle), 1455 nucleotides long. RefSeq names its product ubiquitin conjugating enzyme E2 L6 (gene UBE2L6). The record is from RefSeq and is a predicted model, not a curated record. The coding region runs from base 148 to 645 and encodes 165 amino acids. Gene Ontology annotation, molecular function: ubiquitin conjugating enzyme activity. Gene Ontology annotation, biological process: ubiquitin-dependent protein catabolic process; protein polyubiquitination. The transcript is spliced from 4 exons. NCBI's taxonomy places the organism in Eukaryota, Metazoa, Chordata, Testudines, Geoemydidae. Gene Ontology annotation, cellular component: nucleus.
CCUGAGGAGGCGGGGCAGAGGCCGCGUUCUAGCCCCGCCCCCUCUGUGGCCGGCGGGGGGAGGGGCGCUGGUACACGGGCUGGAGCCGCCGCCCCGCAGACUCGCUGCUCCGCGCUGAGCCGGCCGGGCUGGGCUCGGGCCGGGAAGAUGGCGGCGAGCAGGAGAGUGGGCAAGGAGCUGGAUGACUUGAAGAGGUCUGGGUCCCGCUGCUUGAAGGACAUUGAGGUGGACGACACCAAUGUUCUUCUGUGGAAAGGGCUCCUAGUGCCGCUUCCUGCCCUCUCUCUCCUGCCUUAUGACCAGGACAAUCCUCCCUACAACAAAGGCGCUUUCCGAAUCGAGAUCAGCUUCCCGGCCGAGUACCCCUUCAAGCCCCCCAAGGUCACCUUCAAAACUAAGAUCUACCACCCCAACGUAGAUGAGAAGGGGCAGGUCUGCCUGCCAAUCAUCAGUGCUGAGAACUGGAAACCUGCCACCAAGACGGAUCAAGUGAUCCAGGCCCUGAUUGCGCUGGUAAACGAGCCCGAGCCGGGCCACCCGCUGCGUGCCGACCUGGCCGAGGAGUUCACCCGCGACCACAAGAGGUUCCUGCGCAACGCCGAGGAUCACACCCGCAAAUUCAGCGAGAAGCGGCCCUGCGAGUGACCCUGCUCCUGCUCUGGCACCCCCUGCCGGCUCCUCCUGGGGAAGACUCGGUGGCCCAGGCAGGGGUGGGGCCUAUGCACUUAGUGGGUGAAGUCUAGUGGGUGGGUGGGGCCAAGGUGGCCCCUCCCACCAUCACAUGCUGUCAUGGCGAUGCACCCCAUGGAAUUCUGGGGCAUAUGCCCCAUCCCUGCCCGGACUAAGGGGGGACCCAGCACCUCACAGUAACGCUGUUGUCACUUGUGGGAGCCCUUCAACCGAGAGGGGGCACUGAAGCCGGGGUGGGGGAGGGGUUGAAGUUGGGUUUGUGCGCUUUCCCCUUCCCUUCAUUGACUGACUCUUUUGCUCAUCCCGUCUUCACUGGGGGGCCCCCAGGCCUGCCAGGAGUGGUUGGGCCGAAGGCCGCUCCCUGGGCACUGAGCUCUGUGCCAUGACCCCCAUUGCCACUGUUGAUCUUGUUUUGGUUUGUUGCCUGGCACUUUAAAACCUCAGCUACAAAGACCGGAAGGGGGAGAGAGCAGCCCCAAAUGCCUUCCCUGCCCCCAGCCCAUGCAGACAGGAAGUGAUGCGGGGUGGGGGAUGCCCCCCAGGAGCCCUGCAGCACGGCAGGUGACUGGGGCUCUGUGCAGGGGAGGGGUGGGGGUAUCAGGCUUGAGGGUGAUUCUGGGGUGUAAGAGUGUGAUAGAAAUGUUUUUUUAAAAUAGCCCCUUUGUUUGUCGGCGGGUGGUGAUGGGGGGGUUGUGUGUGUGUGUGUGUGUGACAUAACUUCCUUUUUCUGGUCAAUAAAAAUGGACCGUGAUCCCUUUGCUCCCA